Molecule: messenger RNA, 807 nt
Organism: Prorocentrum cordatum
Lineage: Eukaryota; Dinophyceae; Prorocentrales; Prorocentraceae
Source: the annotation of a GenBank genome assembly
UUGGGGCCCUAGGGCGAGCGAUGGCGCGGGGGGCCAGGCUUGCGGGCGCCGGCGGCUAUUCCGCGCCGCCUGGGCGCGGCCGGCGUUGAGCCGCAUGCUGGUGGCCAAGAAGACGAAGGGCACGCCCACGUGCCAGAAGUGCCUGACCCCCGGCCACUGGACCUACGAGUGCAAGAAUGCCGCGCCCGUGUACCAGGUCCGGCCGAGCAGGACGAAGCAGCUGAAGCAGAAGAGGCUGCGACAGCCGUUCAUGGAGGAGGAGGCGCCCGAGGUCCCGAAUAAUCCCUUCCUCUUCGACGAUAAGCUCCGCAACGGCACGGAGGAGAGCAAGACGGAUGCACAGCCCGGCGUUGACCUCAAGAGGAAGAGAGACGAAGAUGGCGACGCCAAGGACAAGAAGGACAAAAAAAAGAAAAAGAAGAAGAAGGAGAGCUCGAGCUCGUCGUCGAGCUCUUCGAGCUCUUCCUCCUCGAGCUCGUCCUCGUCCUCUGACUCGUGAGCUGGCCUCCCUCCCCUCCCUACCCCUUCCACCACCAGCCUCCCCCUCAUCCUCAGCCCUCCGGCAAGGAAAGGAUCGGCCAGGCGAAUCUCGGCUAGGCCGAACUCGGCCAGCUGAACUCGACCCGUCUGGAUUCGACCCUGGCCGAUUUCAGCCUUGCCUAGCUUAGCCUUGUGGCUGAGAUCGCCAGGCGAGGCCAGCCUGGCAAAGUUCAGCUGGCCGAGCUCAGCUUGGCCAGUUGUUGUCUGGCCAGAUUCAGCUGCUGCCCUCCCCUCUCCUCCUCCUCGUCCUCCUCCUCCUCCUUCUCC